AUGACUUCCUUGACGCGCAUUAAGAUGCUCCUCUUGAUGGUUGUGUCCAUGGUCUCCAUGGGCAUGGCUGCUGUGACUGAUGUGACUGGUGAAGACUGCACUUCCAUCGUGAAGGUUCUCCUCCAGAACCCUCACACUGGUGAAUCCCACGUCGUCGGCGACGCUAAUGCUAUCCCCGUUCCUGCUCCCAACUUGUUCGGCCGUGCUGUUCGCCCUGGUGAUGGUUGGAUCACGAUCACCACCACCGAGACAUCGUGCGUUCCUCGUGUCGCGUCGACUACGAUUUCCAUCAGUACUGUGGACCCUGUUGUUGUGUCCAUAGUCAGCACUCCUCCAGUUAUUUCCCACACUAGCACUGUGAUCACAUCUUUCACCACCACCGUGCUAGAGACUAGUACUGUCCCAACCACGUCCGUGGCUGUCUCUACUCCUGCCUCUGCCCCCACUGAUGUGAUCACCACUGUGGUGCCCGUUGUCACCUCGAUUCAUGUGUCUAGCACUACUGGGGUGUCGACUGUUUCUUCGAAAUCUACCACUUCCAAAGCCACUGCCACUGCAAUCGGGGUUACCACUCAGUCUGGUACUCCCAUGUCUAGCAGCUUGGCAGCUGUCCCCGCCACUACAUCUACCGCUACUGCUAAGCCCGUGACUUCUUCCCACGGUAGCACCGCUGAGACAACUUCUGCUUCUACUACCAGCAUUGAGGUCACCUCCUCCAGUGUCACAAAGGCAGUUCCUGUCCCCGGCUCCACUGUGACUGGCAAGAACACUGACUUUGCGACUGAGCCUUGCCCCACUGGUACUGAGUUGACUCCUGCUGCUGGCAAGGUCACUGGUGUUCCUGUUGCUCCUGCUCCGACUCCGGUAACUUCUGAGAUCGUUUUCACCAUUACAGUUCCAUGCAGUCACACUGAGAAGUGCCGCAGCACCGAGGCAUAUUCCACCAGCACUUUGGUUUUCUCUAACCCUACUGGCACUCACAUCACUGCUCCCACUGCUCCAGCUGUGGUCAUCAUUUCUGCUCCUGAGACCUCCGUGGCCACUGACUUCGUCACUGAGCCUUGCCCCAGUGGCACCGAACUGGCACCUGCUCCUGCCGUCACUGAGAUCACUGUGACUGUGGACAUCCCCUGCACCGAGUCUACCAAGUGUGUCAGCACCCAGGUUGUCACCACUGCUAUCUCGGUCUCUGUCGUGCCUGUAAUGCCUAUCCCGGUCACUGUCACUACUCCUGAGACUACCGAGGUUCCUGUUGCAGCCCCUGCUCCGCCUGCUGUUCCUAAGAAGGAGACGACAGAGGCCGAACAGACUACAACCACUCAUGUUAUUGCUCCGGCACCUGCUCCUACUCUGGAGACCACCAUUCCUGAGUCUCCUCCCCAGGCCAAGAUUUCCGCCCCGGUCCCUGAGACUAUCACUGCAACCCACCCUGUUUCAGUCCAGACUACACUGGCUACUGUUCCUCAGCCCCCUGUGCCUAAGGGUUCUAAUGUUCCUCAGAAAGUUCCUCAAAACGGAGAGUCUCAGAUCGCUGCCCCAACUGUUCCCCACCCUGCCUCCAGUGAGUCGCAGGCACCUUCGGCUCCUGUCUUCAACGGUGCCAGCGCUGCUGGGUUUGUGGAUGGUCGUCUGCUUACUAUGAGCAUUUUUGUUGUGCUCGCUAACGCUGCCCACUUUGUAAUGCCGUGA
This is a messenger RNA of Penicillium canescens, 1689 nucleotides long. RefSeq lists its product as uncharacterized. The transcript has 5 exons. The record is from RefSeq and is a predicted model, not a curated record. Bases 1 to 1689 code for a protein of 562 amino acids. NCBI's taxonomy places the organism in Eukaryota, Fungi, Ascomycota, Eurotiomycetes, Eurotiales, Aspergillaceae.